Molecule: messenger RNA, 1310 nt
Organism: Lipotes vexillifer (Yangtze River dolphin)
Lineage: Eukaryota; Metazoa; Chordata; Mammalia; Artiodactyla; Lipotidae
Gene: GPRC5B
Product: G protein-coupled receptor class C group 5 member B
Exons: 4
Coding region: 106-1266 (386 amino acids)
Biological process (GO): G protein-coupled receptor signaling pathway
Cellular component (GO): signaling receptor complex; intracellular membrane-bounded organelle; extracellular exosome
Molecular function (GO): protein kinase binding; protein kinase activator activity; G protein-coupled receptor activity
Source: RefSeq, a predicted model, not a curated record
GGCGGGCGCGCUGGGCUGGGGGCACGGCUGCGCUGCAGAGAUGUGACUCGGACCGAGGGCCAGCAGGAGCAUCAGCGCUGCGGGACCGCUGGGGUCGAGAGAAAGAUGAGGACCCACCAGGCGCUCGCUUUCCUCCUGCUCUUCGUGAUUGCCUCCGGGGCCUCCGAGAACACCAGCACGUCCCGGGGCUGCGGGCUGGACCUCCUCCCUCAGUACGUGUCCCUGUGCGACCUGGACACCAUCUGGGGCAUCGUGGUGGAGGCCGUGGCGGGGGCGGGCGCCCUGAUCACACUGCUUCUGAUUCUCAUCCUCCUGGUGCGCCUGCCGUUCAUCAAGGACAAGGAGAAAAAGGACCCCGUGGGCCUCCACUUCCUCUUCCUCCUGGGGACCCUGGGCCUCUUCGGCCUGACGUUCGCCUUCAUCAUCCGGGAGGAUGAGACCAUCUGCUCCGUCCGCCGCUUCCUCUGGGGCGUCCUCUUCGCGCUCUGCUUCUCCUGCCUGCUGAGCCAGGCGUGGCGCGUGCGGAGGCUGGUGCGCCACGGCAAGAGCCCGUCGGGCUGGCAGCUGGUGGGCGUGGCCCUGUGCCUGAUGCUCGUGCAGGUCAUCAUCGCCGUCGAGUGGCUGGUGCUGACCGUGCUGCGCGACGAGAAGCCGGCCUGUGCCUACGAGCCGAUGGACUUCGCGAUGGCCCUCAUCUACGACAUGGUGCUGCUCCUGGCCACCCUGGGGCUGGCCCUCUUCACGCUGUGCGGCAAGUUCAAGAAGUGGAAGCAGAACGGGGUCUGCAUCCUGGUCACGGCCUUCCUCUCCGUGCUCGUCUGGGUGGCCUGGAUGACCAUGUACCUCUUCGGCAAUGCGGAGCUGCGGCAGGGAGACGCCUGGGGAGACCCCACCUUGGCCAUCACGCUGGUGGCCAGCGGCUGGGUCUUCGUCAUCUUCCACGCCAUCCCAGAGAUCCACUGCACCAUCCUGCCCGCCCCGCAGGAGAACACACCCAACUACUUUGACACGUCGCAGCCGAGGAUGCGGGAGACGGCGUUUGAGGAGGACGUGCCGCUGCCGCGGACCUACAUGGAGAACAAGGCCUUCUCGAUGGAUGAACACAGUGCAGCUCUCCGAACAGGAUUUCGCAAUGGCAGCUUGGGAAAUAGACCUAGCGCUCCGUUCAGAAGUAACGUGUAUCAGCCAACUGAGAUGGCCGUUGUGCUCAACGGGGGGACUAUCCCAACUGCUCCGCCAAGUUACGCUGGAAGACACCUCUGGUGAAAGACUUUAAGUUCCAGAGAAUAAGAAUCUCUCUUACCGAUUUU